AUGGCGGAAACACGGUACCAGGUGCCGACAACAGGUAUUGAAACCUACCUCACUCACCCCAUCCUCGAAUACGAGCACCGUCACUCGGGAAGAUUAAAGUACGCCUCCCCGCGGGAUCUCCCCAGCUUCCCGUCCCCUGGACUACCGCCUGACGGAGCUGCUGCCGGAGCCGCCGCGUCACUAGGCUGGGCCAACCAAAAAUCCAUCCAACUCUGGAAACCCGAAAAGUCCAACUCUGCAUCUACAGCCGCCAUGCUCGCAAAGGAUUACAAGAUGCCGCCUACUUGGGAACCCAAUUCGAGUUCCGCCGGCGCCAAGGCUGCUCUUGUAGCCUCCGCGUCAGCAAGGAAGCAGGCGGCCUCCCAAAUGACACCCCAGUCCGCUCACGGAUCUUGGGGAAGCAGCGCUGCUAACCAGGCUUUCAAACAAAGCCGCGCUGUGAAACAACCCGCUCAUAAGACCUCGACGGGUGGCCUGGGCUCUCUUUUGGCAGCCCAAAGUGCCAUGCCGGCAACAGCUCGAACGAGGCCACGAGCCAAGUCAACGCCGGUCCCCAAGGAGUCUUACCCUGGAGAGUCCCGAGCUGCUGCCAAUGCCUUGAGUGCUGCCACUGCAGCUCAUGACCCUUCAACAAAGCCAAAGUCCCCAACCGACACCGCCGGCUCUGUUCCCUACACUAAUUUGCCUCGCAAGAUGUUUACCUCAUCUCCCGCUAUUGGUCCGGAAGCAGACGAGCAGAAGAGAGCCGAUAUGCUGCACGCCUCCGCUGUAGCCAUGGCCAGGCAAAUGUAUAGCCACCAGCAAAAGAUGGUUGACCAAGCGCGUCAGGCCCAACAGGACUCGGGGGAGGCCGUCUCAGACGACAAUCAACCGAAGCCUUAUGUAAACCUACAGGAAGCAGCGUACAAGCUGGCCCAGGAACGUUUGUCGAAGUUACACGAGGAGCACCAGCGCAACCGAGACUACCAGGAAUACUACGGCAACGGCAAACCACCUCAACCUCAAAGGAGGUUUACUAUGAAGGGGAAAUUGAGGCGGCGGUCUUCUAGCGAUGGCGAUAUCAACGACGAUAGGGAGCAGUCUGAGCGCAUCCGAAGACAGAUGUCCAUCUUCUCUUCCAACUUGACAAAGGUUGACGAGCAAAAGCGGACCAAGGACCGUGAGGCAUUGCUGGCUGCCGCGCAAAGGAACGUCAGAGCUCGUCUUCAGGGCAUGGAUGACAAGAUCUCGGCCGAGACCGGCAUGGUGCCGCCAAGCUCCAAGAGCGAUUGGGAGGCCAAAGCCCAGAUGGCUGCGUUGGCCCGACACGAGUCUGCCAAUGUUAACAGGGGCAAGAUCGACAUUGGUGGCGGCAUGUUCAUGGAUCCCGCCGCUGUCGACGAGAUCGCGACGAGGAGAGUGCAGCCGGUGCUUGAUGAGAUCAACGAGAAGGCCGCCAUUGAGCGAGAACGACAAGAGCUGCUCAAGGCGGAGGCAGAGGCCAAGAAGAGGGAUGAGGCGAAGCAAAAGGAGCGCGACAGAGAGAUCAAGGAGCUCAACCGCAAGGUCAUGGAGCAGGAAAAACAGGAAGAAAAGGAGAGGAGGCAUCGAGAGAAGAAAGAACUCAAGGCCAAAAAGGACGAAGAAAAGGCUGCAAGGGCGGAAGAGAAGCGCAAGUCAAAAGGCCCGGAAACUCUGCCCGAUGAAUCCCCUGCCGCAGGCGAAUCCAGCGAGACGUCUCCCACAGUUGAUGGCCCGGGCACUUCCGUCUCUCGCCGUGCGAGCCAGGGCAAGCCUACCGUCAACACUCAGCGAGAAGCCUCCAACAGCGACAACCCCCGUUCGCCGAGCGAGAGUGGGUCGCCAACCAACAAGAUGAAGGAGUGGCUCAAGUCCCGUUUCUCACGACCGCGCGGUCGCUCCUCGGCCGGCGAGAAUGCUGAAGAUCGCGGCUUCGUUGGCGGCGUGGCGCUCACGAGACUCGCCAACGAAAGCGCCACGAGCCUAGAUGGGCGUUCGGCCAGCAUGAGGGAGGUUGCUAUCGCCGGCAAGACCAGAGUUGAGGUGUCCAACUCAUCGGCGGGCUACGAGGACAGCGGGCAUAAGGCUCGCAACUCACGGGAUGUGAGCCCCGUCAGUUCAGAUAGCGAGUCUGAGCAUUUCGUCGAGGCAAGGGAUGACCUCGAAGGACCUGUUUCGCCGCCGGUGCCCAUCAGGGACCCGGGUCUACACAAAAGCAGCAGCCCAACAAGGGACUCACGGUUCCGGGAGAUUAUCGAAUAG
This is a messenger RNA of Colletotrichum higginsianum IMI 349063, 2262 nucleotides long. RefSeq lists its product as uncharacterized. Lineage: Eukaryota; Fungi; Ascomycota; Sordariomycetes; Glomerellales; Glomerellaceae. Bases 1 to 2262 code for a protein of 753 amino acids. The transcript has 3 exons. The record is from RefSeq and is a predicted model, not a curated record. Gene Ontology annotation, biological process: eisosome assembly.